GGAUUCUAAAUUACAUUAUUUCCAAUAUCCUUUACUGCAAAGGCAUUAAUACAAGUUUGACAAUCACGUUGAGAACACUUUGCUACUGUGAAUGGUUCAGUGAAGUUUAAGAAUACUUUUAAUGCGAUCUAACCAUAAAGAAGAGUACUGAUUUAGGAUUUAAUCGACAGAUAGAUAAAGAAAAAAGAAACAAACCGUCACUAUGAAUAAUCUAGUCAUCAGUUCGAUCAUUCUAUGCGCUGCGGUGUGUUGCGAUGCAACCCUAUUUUCAUGGGGCAGUUCAGAGGCCAAAGAAACGAAACCUACUGGUUAUUUGCCUAUUUUACAAGUCCACAAAUAUAAUGGUUUUCAAAUCAAUCCGAUCCAAGGACCGCCGAUUUAUUUACCAAACGAACAAAGCGAGUCGAAUAACGUCGAAGGGCAAACAAUUCAGCUGAACCAGGAACAAAUCCAACAAUUAGAUUUGAUCAACAGGUUGGCUACAUUUCUUCCAGCGGACGCUGAUUUGCAGGAGAUGGACCCUAGUGAUGUAUUACCUUACGUUAAUUUAGUAUCGGAAGAUUCUUUGGAAAAAUUCAAAUACGUAGUCGAAUCUAGUAAAAAGAAAGAGAAAUCAAAAAUUUUGAAAAUCAUCGCUUUUCUCAAGAGUAUAAAAGAGAAAAAACUCAAACCGUUUAAAUACGUCGCCAGCGUAGGUAGCAAUUUAAUCCAUAAAAAGAAAAACUGGAUUUUCGGUUCCGAGACAACCACAACUCCAGAACCCUACGUUGAAACUACUCCCUCGUUCAGCUACCCUUCUCCUCCUCCUUACAACAUCCCUUAUAAUCCGUACUUUACACAAAGUAUUAAACCAAAUUACGCAGAUAUUCAUCCAAGAUUACCACUUCCUCAGUAUCAAUUCCCAUACUACCAGUAUCCAACUUACCCCUACAACCAACAGCAGAAAAAUCCUUCGCAAAAUGCACCCACUUUACCCAGCGCUGAUCAAUUCCCACCCAGUUAUCCUGCAAUUCCAUCGCAAAGUAAACCAAUUGAAACUCCAUCAGCCGAACCUGCGAUCCUGCAUAAAUUACCAGAAAGUAAUCCAACACCGGCAGCGAUUCCUCAAUAUCCAAAAUUCUCUAACAGUUUCCAAUUCCCAGCGAACUUUCCUUACCCCUCAUUACCAGCCCAAAAUCCCCAACCAGCUAAAAGCGAAGUAACCUAUGAAUACAAACAACCUCCUGCUAGUACUUUUGCUGUCCAAGAUACCAAUACUGAUAAUCGUCAAGUUCUCACUUUCAAUCAACCAGAAUUAUCUUCGACUCAGGCUCCGGCUCCUAAAGCAGAACAAUCUAAUCAACAGCAACAAUAUUCUUAUCAGAUCAGUCCAGCUUCGACUGUAUACAGUCCGCCACAGCAACCAUCAUUCGCCUUACCAGCAUACCAACAACCGAAUUCUUGGUACAUUCCACCGUCGUACCAGAAUCCUCACCAAGAGCCAAAUAAAUUUUACGGCACUUCGUCCAACGAUUUAACUGCCUCUGGGUCUGAAAAUGUUGAAAAAAUUGCCCAACCAGUGAAACCAGCGAGUAGCCAGAAUGACGUAGCAGAAUCUUCCAAGUUGAAUAACGCUGUGACUAGCACAGAAACGGCGGUUUCAAAACCUAGGACUCGUUUGCGACCUGUUCAAGUACCAACUCGUAGUACCACAAUAGUUUAUCCUAGUUUAUCCAAAGAAGAAACUACAAAAGAUGAUGUGAACAAAUCAUCGCCAGCAAACGCACCAACAACGAACUAAUGGUAUAAAAUGCACGAAAAAAUUUUGUAUGUUUAAUUAUAAGCCUAUUUAUUGUUCAACCAGUAUGAAAUAAAAAUUUUUUAAAAAAGUUUA
This is a messenger RNA of Planococcus citri (citrus mealybug), 1873 nucleotides long. Its product is annotated as adhesive plaque matrix protein-like. Bases 203 to 1780 code for a protein of 525 amino acids. The record is from RefSeq and is a predicted model, not a curated record. NCBI's taxonomy places the organism in Eukaryota, Metazoa, Arthropoda, Insecta, Hemiptera, Pseudococcidae. The transcript is spliced from 3 exons.